Molecule: messenger RNA, 2559 nt
Organism: Symbiodinium natans
Lineage: Eukaryota; Dinophyceae; Suessiales; Symbiodiniaceae
Source: the annotation of a GenBank genome assembly
AUGGCACUCUUGAAGAGAGUUCUCCCUGCUGCCGUGGUCCUUGUGAGCACAGAGGCAGCUGUGGAGUUGCCUGAUGUGGUCGGGGAUGCGGAGGCUGUCUCUCAUGCGCUGCCUCCGACGGUGUUCGUGACGGCACCACCAAAGUUUCUGCCUAGUGUCCAAGAGAUACGCGACAUGCCAGCAGCUCUGGCAUCUGGCCGCACGCACUUCUACAUCUCUGCGUUGGCGCUGGUAUAUAUUUCUGUGCUCAUGUUGGGGACUUUCCUGCUCUGGCUGGGCACCAAGUGCAAAAAUCGUGGCGUUGAUGAGCCACAGCGCAUCCUCAUGACUGUGGCUGCGGACCACGACGAUACUCCCGAGCUUCCUCCGGCCAAGGCUGGUUUGAGUCGCAGGUGUAAGCGCGUGCUUUUUGCACUGGUCUUCACCUUCACGUACGCCACAUGCAUUACGGCGGCCUUUACAAGCAUGGCUACGGGAAGGCUCAGUCAUAAGACAGGCCUCAAUUGGGAAGUGUACCUGAUACUGUUCAGCAUAGCCGGUGCCUGGCAGAUACUGCAGGCCUUCAUCGCUGCAUGUAUCUUGCCAAGAGGGCGAAGGUAUGGUUUGAAAACAUUCUUCAGCGCGUCUAUCAGCGGAAUGUGCCCCAUCCUAUCCGAUGCCUACGACACGCUCAAGGACGUCAUUCUGGCUGCGUUGUGCUGGCAGAGCGGGGUCGUUUUCGUGCGGAUCAUCUGUGUUCUGAGCCUGGUUCAUCUUGCAGCUCUACAUACCUACUGCAGCUUCUGCGAUGACAAGUGUCUCGCGCAGCUCUGUGGGAGCCACCUCUCUGUCCUGGUUGCAUCCACAGAGGACUUCACUCCGGAGGACGUCAGCACAAAGAAGCAGCCGUUCGUCCGCCAGAUGUGCAACAAGAUCUUACCAGUGCUUUACAAGCAAGUCACACCAACGAAGCGCAAACUGAUGCUGUUGGAGAACGUGCCGCAGGCCAUCUUCGCCAUCUGCUACCUUAAAGUGAUUGGUGGUAGCGUCUUCGUGGGUCUGCUGAACCUGGCGAUCCCGGUCUUUCUGCUCACCGUGGCGCAUCUGUCUUACGGCACCCUCCAGCGCCUCGUGGCCCCAUGGACAGGGGAGAGCCUCAGUUCUGCCCUAGAGGACCACAACGAGCUUGUUGAAAAGCAGAUCCGAGAUGAUGCGGACUUCGCGAAUGAUUUGGCGCUCUUUCGCCUGGUGGUGCCGCACUGCGAAGUCUUUAACGACGUCUUCCCGGAGCUUGAGGAGAUCCAGGAUGUCGACGACGCCCGCCUUCGUGAGCUCUGCGCUGCCUGCGAAUUCCUGACCUCCCGGACCAGGGUGGAAGUGCAGUGCGACGGCCUCGAAGAGUCGGGCAUCGAGGCCAUUGUGGAGGCAAUGCGAAGUUGUGCGGCGGUGCGGCAGGUCCUUGUGGAGGCCACGGAAGUGGAUGCGGAGUGCGCAAAGCUCGUUGCCACCCUCUUGGACGAAUCCACGCCUGUGCAGGCUGUGACACUGAACACAGUCCAAGCGGACGGACUGGACGAUGAAAGUGCCCAGGAGUUGGUGGAAGCUUUGGAGUUUAACAGCGCGCUUCGCCGCGUCUUCUUCUUCCACGAUGAGAUUGGGGAGGAGCGUGCUGAGGCCAUCGCGCGGGCGAUGGACCCUCUCUGGCAUGUCCGUGAGAAGGCCCUAGCACAAGGACUUCCUAUGGACAGCUCCAAGAUCUUGCUGUGCAACACGACGGAAAUUGGCGAGGAAGGGGUGGAGGCCGUGCUGUCCGCACUGGAAGAGAGGUUCGUGGUGAAGGCGGUGAACCUGGCUGGAGUGGGUCUGGGCGUCUCCGUGAUGGAGGUCACCCUCCCGACAGACGUCGUCAAAGUUCGGCUUCAGGUGCAGCAGUCCGGCAAGUAUGGGGGCUUUCUGGACUGCAUACUCCAGACAUCCAGGCAAGAGGGCCCAGCCGCACUCUGGAAAGGGCUUGCUCCGGCACUUCUGCGGCAGAUCUCCUACACGUCUCUGUCGCUGGUGAUCUACGAGCCGAUUCGGGAGUUCUACGUGCGCACGCUGCGUGGCGAAGGUGCACAAGGGCCCAACUUCAUCCAGCGCUUGGCGGCUGGUGGCACGGCAGGCGCGCUUGCCAUUGCCGUCUUCAAUCCUGCCGAGGUGAUCAAGACCCAAGUUCAGACUCACACAGAAGCCAAUCUGAGCAUGGCCGCGGUUGCCCGGCGUGUUUGGGCGCAGGAUGGCGUCGCGGGCUUCUGGGCAGGUGUUCGGCCAAAUGUCGCUCGGACGUUCCUGGUCAAUGCUGCCGAGCUUGGUACCUAUGACGAGGCGAAGAGCCGCUUCAAGCCGUACUUCGGCGACGGGCUCGUGUCUCAUGUCGGAGCAUCCGGCAUUGCAGGCUUCACCUCCGCGUGUGUGUCGACCCCAGCAGACGUCGUAAAGACACGGCUGAUGACGCUCGGCAGAAAGAUGUUUGCUGCAGACAGAGACAGACGCGGAGAGCGAGAGACAAAUCUCACAAAGGCAUGUGAAACAGGGCUUUAA